GCCGCGGCGGCAGUGGAGGCGACUGUGGCUUUAAGAGGGGAGCGCGAGCGGAGCCCGGGAUCCGAGCCGGGCCGCCUCCUCCAACCGCGCAGCGGAGCCGAGCAGAGUAGAGUCGAGCAGAGCAGAGCUGAGCUAAGCCGAGCUCUGGCCGGAGCCGGAUCGCCUGGUCAAAGCGGGGCUGCUGACAACGUGCCACAGACCCCUGUGUGAAAGUGAGUCCUUCCUCCCAAGCCAUUGCCAGUGUGUGGAGCCUGCCCCACACCUGCCACCUGCCAAAACCACGGCAUUUACCUGCGUCUUUCGGUGUUUCCCCUGCGACCCAUCCUGCGGGAGCACCUCCUGGGCCACCCCUGAGUUUGGGCAGCAUUCAGCGGCAGCUCCAAUGGUGAAGAUGACGAGGUCCAAGACUUUUCAGGCAUAUCUGCCUUCUUGCCACCGGACCUAUAGCUGUAUCCACUGCAGGGCUCACCUGGCCAACCACGAUGAACUCAUUUCCAAGUCAUUCCAAGGAAGUCAAGGACGAGCUUACCUCUUUAAUUCAGUAGUUAAUGUGGGCUGUGGACCUGCAGAAGAGCGAGUGUUGCUAACGGGGCUACAUGCAGUUGCAGAUAUCUACUGUGAAAACUGCAAAACCACUCUGGGCUGGAAAUAUGAACAUGCCUUUGAGAGCAGCCAGAAGUAUAAAGAAGGCAAAUACAUCAUUGAACUGGCACACAUGAUCAAGGACAAUGGCUGGGAUUGAAUGGAGGGAGUACCCCCUACCCAGUAUCUGAAUGAAUGCCAUCCAACUGAACAUUAUAUCCAAGAGGGGAGAGAGUGACUGAACACUUGGUUCCAUCCCUUUAGAGGCUUUGGCAUCAGGAGCAUCCUCCCACCCUAUCUCCAUCUUUAUUGGUGACUGGCCUCUAAAUUGCUGUCUCUCUGUUUCUUUGCUUUGUAUCUGUUCGUGAGUUGACCCUGGCUUCUCUCUCUGUUCUAGUGUUGGCUAAAAACAACGGAUGCACCAAGAGCUUGGCAGCAUUCUACUUUAAGGAGAGUCCCAGGGACCCCCCCAGAGCAGGCAACCUUAGCUGCCUUGUGUCAGGAUAGCAAUGGCAUGGGGGCAUGAGAAGGGAAGGGAGCCCUGAGUGUCCCGGGGCAGGGGUGGGCAUGGGAGGGUGGAGGUAGGAACUGCUGCUCCUUAAAAAUCCUGGGAACCUAGGAACCUUGAAACUAUCAACUUGUCCAAAAGGACAAAAAGAAGAUUUAAAAAAAAAUACCUCAUGACUGAAUUCUCUUUGAAGCUUUUGUUCCUGACACCCAACAGUGUGCCAGGUCAGCAUGAGAGGAGGGCCUAACUCCUGUGGUUCAUGCAGUUGCAGGGGUAGGAGUCUGAUUGCCCUGGGCUGGUUUGGGGGCACCCUGUGUUAGCAACAGUCGGUGACUGUGGGGAGCUUGUGAUAGGGUCUCAAUGAUUUGUUCCCUAACUGUAUCUUCCUAUACCCACCCCUACUCCCAGUUCUCACGCUCCCCCAUCAUGGCAAAUAGAGGUCUGCCCUUCACCAAGUAUUCAAGAUCCUGUGCCCCCAGUGGCCUUGACCUGCGACCUACUAAGUCGUGUAGUUACAGGGACACAAAAUUGACACCUCCAGUAUCAGCAAGGAUACCAUAGGAAAGCCAGCAUAGUUAAAACAACUCCCACUGCCUGACCCAUUACCUGACUCAUGACCCUUAACUGAGCGCAAUGGAUGGGAGUUGGAAAGGGGGGAUUUGGGAGGAUGGGGGGAAAGACAUCUCUUAGUAUUGAGCCUCCUCCCCACUUCCCCAGGGGAAGGUGGGUGGGGAGCCUGCUUCCCGAGAGCAGGGAUGAUUCACAUCCAGAGUUUGAUUGGCUCUCUUAAGCUAUGGAAGAUAAAAGCUGUGGAGAUGAUGGUUAAUGCAUUCUGCAGGCCGAUAUUUCAAGCCCCAGUGUUAUUUUCCUGAAUUUGAAUGGGGAAGAAGUGGAGUAAUUAACCAAAGUGGCCCAGCAGUAGGGACUGAUUCAAUUUGAUGUCAAACUAGGAGUAACAAAUUCUAAUCUUACCUUUUCUUUUUGGGAGGGUAGGAAUGAAGAGGGGACAUACUUCAUGGUAUUAGGGGGAAUUGAAGGGGGAAACCCAAGCCAGCCAGGCUUAGGAGUGAAAAGCUUUGUCUCGCAUUUAAUCAUCCACACUGUGAUGUCUAUUCUACAGCAAUCCAGCCAGUACGUGGUGCAUGAUGUGAGUCCCACUCAAACUGAGUUCAUUUCAUUUCUCAGGCCUAAAAUACUCUUUAUUUUUCUUCUGAUCUUGUGUAUCAUUCUCAGCAUUUCAUUUUCCAAGGACAUUGAACCUGAAAACUCGUGUCAGUUGUCACAAGUGGUUAAUUCAGAAGCCUAGGGGAACCUGUGCAAUGAAGUGGGCUCUGAAGGCAGCAGACCCAGGGAGCCCUCUGGCAUGGAGUCUGUGAUGGAAAGAGAAGGUGGCUGGGGCGGGGGAGGGGGAGCUAUGAAGGGAAUGGAAUCUCUGGGUCGCUGUCAGGUAGCAAGAUAAAUCCUGAGUCCAGGUGGUUCUGGCUCAAGGCUGACCUAGGCCUGGAAGCUCCCACAAAACAGGACUUGUCUUCCUUUUGACUAGUUGGUACAAGACAAAAAAGGACUGUUUUCUUACAAAACCUAGUUUUUGGUUCUGUUUAAAAAAAAUCAACCACAAUUAGAAGGGGGGAAAAACACCACAAAACCAUUUGGCCAGUCAGUUUUCAAAACACUCCAGAAGAUGAGUAAGAAGGGAAACUGAGGCAUAGUUAGAUUACUUUGUUGCAGCCUCCUAGAGGAAUAUUCUUUCCACUUCCUCUAAUCCUUUAGAUUGCAUCAGAAAAUAGCUUCAGUUUUCACAUUCCCAGGCUAGCUUCCCAGCCCUGAAGUAGCCAGAUUCCCACUCCCUCCCUCCCUACUGAAGUAUGGGCCCUGGGCCCUUUCCUUUAUAGAUUUGGCCUUCUCCUUAAGGAAAAUUUCACCUGGUUUUUAGAACUAAAAAUGAAAUUUGGCAGAUUUGACAGGGCAGGAUACAUGAUGAACUUGCAGAGAAGAUCAAACCCUGGCCCCGUCGCCGCUUCUUGCCCUGGGAAAGCUUCCACUGCUUACUAUGUGGGUGGUGUAGACACUACUCAGACUCCUACUCUGGUGCCAUGAGUAACCCUACUGCAGUAUCCCAAAGGUGCCCGGCACCAGCAAUCUGAACAGGCUCAGCGGCAGAAUGACCAAACCCCCUCAUUAGGUUUUCAUACAUGUUGACUAAACCAUAAGUGCUUCUUACAACUUAGCUCCAGCUCCAUCCAUGGCUUGUUUCACGUCUAGCAGUAUUGGAGACCACAAACGAGAGUUCAAACCUUGUCAAACUUGUGGACUCAAUUAGUUCUUUCUGUGUUUGAUUUUUUUUUUCCUCUUAAAAUUAUCUAUUCAGAGCAUAACCAAAGACCUCACCCCUAGGCCACUGUAGGUUCAGCCAACUUGGGAGCUGGUGUGGGCAUGGCUUGGUGGGUGGGAGGAGAGGAAGGAAGGGAAGGGGGGGAGUUCUUUACCUCAGCCAGCAGCUGCCUUCAUUUGGGACUGAAAAACCAUUAGCAGAAUCUCCAAUUUCAGCUCUCUAUGCUCCACCUUUGGAUUGAGCUGAAACCCUGUGUACUGGGGCCUGUAGGCUCUGUGGGCUGCCCCUGGCACCAGCCUGGAAGCUGGAUUGGAUGCCAUUGGCUUGAGUUGGUUGGAGCAAAGCAGCUGCAACCCAGCUUGAUGAACACAGGUGUCCAAUAGGGUACUACAUCCAUACUUAGACAUGGCAAGGUCAGUCUGUGCUGGUAGGAUCAGCGUGCACAAAGGAAGUAUCCCCCUUUCAACAAAUUUUCAAAGGGUAAUAUAUAUAUAUAUAUAUAUAUAUAGAAGAAAACAAAACAUUCUCUUGUGAAAUAUACUUUUGUAAAUAAUAUUUAAUUUUUUUAAAUAAUAUAUUUGGUGCUGUUUUCUCAGAGCCCCUGAGAGCACUUUUUAUUUUUGUUUUAAAAUUUUACUGUUUCCUCUGCAUUUUUUGAAGUAUGUUUUAAGGGAAACAUAUGCUUUUUUUUAAGUCUGUCAUUUAGUCUGGGGAAGGCAAGAAAGCUUUGCUUUUUUGCUUUUUCCUGGUAGAAGUGACAUGUAGUGAAUCAUUAGGUUGAACUGAAAUGUUUUUCUUGCACCAGUAUUGGCUAGAAAAAAAAAAUUGAGGUGAAGUGAUGUUAGUUGUGGCUUCAAAGACUUCCUCUCAUCGGCAGGCCUUUAGGUCUAUUGUUUUUAAUUGUGCAUUUUUUUAAAGAACAUUUUCCAAUGGCUCCUGCUUUUCUUUUUACUGGGGACAUUAUGUAAAAGUUUACACACCUCCUGCAGCAAGGCUUUUCUUUUCUCUCUCCCCCACCUUUGUGUUGUUGUGGGUUUUUUUUUAGUUUUGUUUGCACUCUGUCUCUAAAUGGACCAACAGCACAAGCCAUAGAGAAUGCAUCUUACCAUGCCGUGUACAGGCAGGGCUGUUUGCAGUGCCGGGUCUCUGGUGCACCCUCCCCUUCUCCUCUGUGGCACAACUUGGAUGAACUCCAAAUGAAUUCUAUUGUCCUUAUGGAGAUCCAAGAGUCAAACCUCUCGUAUGUUUUCUCUUUGCUAAUGUGAGUGUAUUAAUCGCAUAUUCUGUGGCUCCCAAGUGUUUUAAAAGAAGCCUCAUCAUAAACAGGAACUAGUAUUGGUUGAACAGACAUGAAAUGUACACAUGCCUGUAGGCAAACAGAUUUGUAAGAUCAGAAUCCCCCAGGGGUCAGGAAGAGGCCUGGGAAAUCAAAUUCUGGAAAACAAUCAACUUACAUGUUUUUGUUUUUUUUUAAAGUCAGUCCAAAAAAGAAACC
This is a messenger RNA of Trichosurus vulpecula (common brushtail), 4917 nucleotides long. RefSeq names its product yippee like 2 (gene YPEL2). Bases 383 to 742 code for a protein of 119 amino acids. NCBI's taxonomy places the organism in Eukaryota, Metazoa, Chordata, Mammalia, Diprotodontia, Phalangeridae. The transcript is spliced from 5 exons. The record is from RefSeq and is a predicted model, not a curated record.